GUCAGUUUUACAAGCAUCGUACAACACUGUGGACGGCCAUCUACUUAGAGCCUUCAUAGAGAGAUGGCAGCCAGCUACCAACACAUUUCACUUACCUGUUGGAGAGAUGACCAUCACACUUGACGAUGUGAGUACGUUGGUCGGUUUGCCAGUUGUUGGGCGUACCUAUCUUGCGAGCGUUUGAUCCGUGAUUCCAAAACGCAGCCCAGUAGUUUGAUGUUCGAGUUGCUUGGUGAGUACCCGGACGAUGUAGACAAGAAGAAAGCGGUGAAGUUGGAAUGGUUGAAGUCUAAAUUUAGCAAAGUGACCAUGAGAGAUAGUGCGGAGAAGAGGACAUACGCCAUUCGGGCGUAUUUGUUAUUUUUGCUCGGGUGUACUAUACUGUGCGACAAGACAGGCAACAUGGUAAGCGUGGAGUAUCUAAAUCUUGUAUCUGAUUUGGAUCGGAUCGGCGAGUAUUCUUGGGGCACUGCAUGUCUUUGCAGGUUGUACGAUGAGCUUUCCUCAGCCUCACAAAAAUCAACGAACUCAAUGGCUGGCUGGCUGACGCUCUUUCAGUCAUGGAUUUACGAGCACUUUCCUUAUUUGGCGGGUGGCACAUUGAAGACGGAAUUCGAGGGGCCAUUAGCGAGCCGAUGGGAGCCUCAGUCAAAGACUACUUCAACGCCUGAACGAGCGUCGUACCUGCGAUCUCGAUUAGAUGAUUUGAUCCCCGAUCAGGUUUUAUGGUCACCGUAUACGGCUAUUCGUGAUCGUUUCCCGAUGCCAGAUUCUGCUUGGUUUAGUGGGAUGAUAUGUUGCAUGGAUCACUUCGAGGCAUAUCAUCCGGACAGAGUGUUGAGGCAGUUCAACCGGGUGAAAAUCAUUCCAGGUCGUGCAUACAUGUCAAAAGAUAUGUACAAAGCUCUAGUUAGCAAAGGUCGACCGGUCCAGAACUCAAUUUUCGUUGCGUACGGCGAACGAUUCUCUGAUCGGUGGGAGGAGUAUUGUCUGGACGAGGAGUCGAGGUCCGUUGAAGUUGAACUCGGGGAGGCGGACACUUCGCCGGACUACAUGAAUUGGUUCCGACCCAGAUGCAUGUUACAACUGAGUAGGCAUGAAGCCCAUCCACCUCGACCCCAGGCGGAUCGACCUCGACCACAUGAAGCUCGUCCAGGGAGUGGUACCGAUAAGGAGGUCCAACUUUCACAAAUUUUGGAGUUGGUGAAGGGUACACUUAGCGAGGUGCGGGGACUUGCGCCAUCCGACGCUCAUACGGUCAUGUGGGGGACCCUAAAUGAUAUUGUCAGAUUGAUCGAGCCGGAUGCCCCACUUCCACCUCCUUCGAGCUCGUCGGAUGCCCCACCACCACCUCCAGAUAGUAUUGUAAACUGUCUUCAUACCAGUUACAUUAGACGGGUCCUUUUGCUUCAAUGCUCUUAGAAUUGCCCUUGGUUUCACCAUUGCUUUCUUCAUAGUGUGAACAAAGGAAACAUUCUCCUUUGAUAAUCUUCCAGCAUAAGAGUGUCCGUGCAAGUUUUCGAAUAAGUUGUGGUUGUGAAUACCACUAUAAACAUCCAAUUUCCACUCAGCCUUUUCAUUAUCCUUGGAUUCUUUUAACCCCUUCAAUUUAAACGGACAAUUGCAUUUCUUUGAACCGGUGCUCCUUUUUCCCGGUCUUUGAUCAUCUUCACCUGGUACCUUCUUGCCAACAUAAUGGCCCCCACGCUCACAACGAACAAUCACAUACGGUGUCCUACGUCCUCUAUCCCCGUCACUCGAACCCGCAAUCAUUAUCACCAUUCCAAUUCUUUUACAUACUUCACGAACCCAUGCCAAUAAAGCUUCUUUUGUUGGGAAUUUUUCUGACGUGGUAAAUGAAUGGGUGCAAUCGAUCUACACAAAAGUGUCGAAAAUAUAAGACAAGUAAAUUUGCAAUAUGAACAAAAUUCGACACUUA
Molecule: messenger RNA, 1939 nt
Organism: Erythranthe guttata (spotted monkey flower)
Lineage: Eukaryota; Viridiplantae; Streptophyta; Magnoliopsida; Lamiales; Phrymaceae
Source: RefSeq, a predicted model, not a curated record